Striga hermonthica is the source of this 567-nucleotide messenger RNA. NCBI's taxonomy places the organism in Eukaryota, Viridiplantae, Streptophyta, Magnoliopsida, Lamiales, Orobanchaceae. The record is from the annotation of a GenBank genome assembly.
AUGGAGACUAACACAAGUCGGAUGGUUACCUUGAAUGGGUCCAAUUAUCAUGUGUGGAAAGGGAAGAUGGAAGAUCUCUUGUAUGUGAAGGAUUCUUAUUUGCCCGUGUUUACCGAUGAGAAGCCGUCGGAUAAAACCGAUAAAGAAUGGGAGCUUUGUCAACAGUCGAUAGCCCAGCAGAAGUACGUGCCCGAGUCGGAUGUUUGGGCCUUGGGUUGCUCGGUUCUACACAUGCUCACCGGAAAACAACCAUGGACUUUCGACAGCAAGGCCCAGCCAAAGGAUGUUCUCUUCAAGAUUGGGUGCAGUGACCAGAUUCCCAAGAUUCCAACAAACAACAGAAUAAUAUCCAAAGAGGCUAAAGAUUUUCUCACAAAGUGUUUGGUGAAAGAUCCGACGGCCAGGUGGAAACCCGAUAUGCUUCUCGACCAUCCCUUUGUCAAAAAAGCCGACCCACCAACACUUGCCGGAAAAUACAGUCAUCAUCAUCACCACCAUAGAUUGUCUCAUGGCAUUCACUCUUUGGUGCCUCACUGUUUUCACCACCCAAAAGUGCAGGCCUGCUGA